AUGGCCAACAGCGCAGAUCUCAAGAUCGUCUUCGGCGCCAUGACCUUUGGCAAGCCUGAUACCCUCGGCGCGCGCGUCUUUGACACGGCCACCGCAGCCACUAUCCUCGACGUCUUCCAGCGCCACGGCCACCGCGAGAUCGACACCGCGCGCCUCUACGGCCACGGCUCCUCGGAGGAGAUGCUCGCCGCCCUUGACUGGCAAACCCGCGACCUGAUCAUGGCCACCAAGCUCUAUCCCAACAUCAGCAGCCACGUGGCAAACGUGAACAGCUAUACCCAUAAGCCCGAAGACGUCCGACGGGGGCUCGUAGACAGCCUCCGAGCCCUUAACACCACGAAGAUCGACCUGUUCUACCUGCACGGCCCGGACCGUAGCGUUCCCUACGAGGACACCCUCCGGGAGGUCAACCAGCUCCACGAGGAAGGCCACUUCAUGCGGUUUGGCCUGAGCAACUUCAUGGCGUGGGAGGUGGCGCAGAUCUGCGAGAUCUGCGUGCGGAACAACUGGGUCCGGCCGACGGUGUACCAGGGGGUGUAUCAUGCGCUGCAGCGCAGCGUCGAGGCGGAGCUGGUCCCGUGUCUGCGCAAGUACGGCAUCGCGCUGUAUGCGUUCCAGCCGCUGGCGGGCGGAUUCCUGACCGGCCGGUAUACGCGCCAGCAGACGGAGUUUGAGGCCGGGUCGCGGUUUGAUCCCAAGAUUGUGCAAGGGGUAGUGUCACGGGGUCGGUACUGGAAUGAUACGUAUUUUGAUGCGUUGGAGCGGAUCCAGGAGGUGAGUGGGAGGUUUGGGUUGACGGUUGCGGAGGUGGCGCUGCGGUGGUUGAAGUAUCACUCGGAAUUGAGGAGGGAAUUGGGCGAUGCGAUUAUUGUCGGGGCGAGUAGUGUUAGGCACUUGGAGGAGAACCUGGCCGACCUGGAGAAGGAGCCUUUACCGGAAGAGGUUGUGAAGGUGGUCGAGGAGGUUUGGUUGACUAUCAAGGGGGUCGCACCCAAGUAUUGGCACUGAGGAGGUUUACGGAAG
Molecule: messenger RNA, 1023 nt
Organism: Aspergillus homomorphus CBS 101889
Lineage: Eukaryota; Fungi; Ascomycota; Eurotiomycetes; Eurotiales; Aspergillaceae
Product: aldo/keto reductase family protein
Exons: 2
Coding region: 1-1008 (335 amino acids)
Molecular function (GO): oxidoreductase activity
Source: RefSeq, a predicted model, not a curated record